Candidula unifasciata is the source of this 406-nucleotide messenger RNA. NCBI's taxonomy places the organism in Eukaryota, Metazoa, Mollusca, Gastropoda, Stylommatophora, Geomitridae. The record is from the annotation of a GenBank genome assembly.
GAGACGCUGGGACAGAUAUUAUGGGCGUUUUUGCUGUAGAAUCUGCAGGCGGAGGUGGGACAGCGCCUAUGUCUUCACUGUGGCUGGAACAAAGAAGGUUCUGUGGAAGCAGCGUUGCCAAAACUGUACCGAAGACGAUGCUUGGACAAACCCAUUUGACUUGGAACUGUUACGCUGCAGUGUGUGUGGGUCACAAGUGUGUGAAUGCACAUUGGAUGAUCGCUUCGAGUACUGCAAAUGUCCGGAAAACAAACGAAAAAGCAACUCCUGGGUCGGUGCAAACAUCGACGCGAAGAAACCUCACCUAGCUCAUCUUUGUCAGAAGUGUUUGAAGGGCUUCCCUUGUAAUCAGGCUCGCUUGAAUGAAGGUGGCGAUGAAGCCAACGCAGGGGACAAUGAACCUUAA